AUGGAUGAUCGGUCAAAAAAACCACCACUGGUUCAAAAUACUAAGACAAACCUUCAACAUCAACCUUAUACACCUCAUCCUGGACCAUUGAAACGACGUUAUACAAUGUUGAGCGCGUUGAAUACUGCAGUAACGCCACCAACUAUGACAACUACUAGUGGUACACAAGAGCCGAUUAUGGUUGAAUAUACAGCUAUAAAACAACGAAAUAUAAAUUUACGUGAAUUUAUGAAUUCAGACAAUCCUGUUACAUUUUUCUAUCACAGUAUGAAAUUUGGUUUUAUUACAUUCUUGAAAAUAUUCUAUGUACCAUGGUAUGUAAUCAAAUUUCUGUACAAUGUUUGUUUACGUGUUUAUGAUAUACGUUCAUUACAUCCUCGUCAGUCAAACAAUAUAUCCUUAGCAAGAACUCCACAUCUUAUUGUGGUAUGGUUGUUAAGUGUCAUCGAUUACAUCGUGUUAUUGAUACAUAAGUCGUUUGUCUAUAUCAUACCAACAACAUUUCAACAAAUUCGCUCAUCGAUACGUAAACAUGUCGAAUUUACCGUUGGAAAUUCAUUUACAAUUAUCGAUUCUUGUUUUAAUAACAAAAUAACGCAGACAUACGAUACAUUACGAAACUUUUGUACGAGAAAAAAAAAUCUUUUGUAA
Molecule: messenger RNA, 651 nt
Organism: Didymodactylos carnosus
Lineage: Eukaryota; Metazoa; Rotifera; Eurotatoria; Philodinida; Philodinidae
Source: the annotation of a GenBank genome assembly